Messenger RNA from Ochlerotatus camptorhynchus, 452 nucleotides. RefSeq lists its product as uncharacterized. The transcript has 2 exons. NCBI's taxonomy places the organism in Eukaryota, Metazoa, Arthropoda, Insecta, Diptera, Culicidae. The record is from RefSeq and is a predicted model, not a curated record. The coding region runs from base 136 to 423 and encodes 95 amino acids.
AUCAAACACACCCGGUCGGUUCCCUAGUUACGUUUCUCGGUCAAAACAAUAAAAACUGAAACCUGUGUUGUCACUGCGAGGGUCAAAAUUAGUUUUACUCCUGGAAAUGCUUCCUGGUCUGCUAGUUAGAUAAUUAUGCUUCAUAAAAGCUCCCGACCCGGUUACAAGAGAGUGAUCAAAAAUACGGCUAAAAUACUGAUUGCAGUCGAAGCGGUCGCCUUUGGUGUCACAUACGCAGGCUGGUACCGACUCAACACAAGCAGAGAUCUCCGACAUUACGUAAAGGAAAAUUAUCCAGUAAUUUUGGAAAGCUACUACCAGGUGGGCGAGUUCCUCGGCGGAGACACGUCGAUUAGGACCCACGACGAACAAAUUUGGUCCCAGGAACGUGCAAAGAGUGUUGCUGGUGAAUCCAAACCAUGAAUGUUUACAUCAAAUCCGUAGUAUAUCUA